Lutzomyia longipalpis is the source of this 518-nucleotide messenger RNA. It is a transcript of the gene mRpL18, whose product is annotated as 39S ribosomal protein L18, mitochondrial. Gene Ontology annotation, cellular component: ribosome. The coding region runs from base 1 to 447 and encodes 148 amino acids. The record is from RefSeq and is a predicted model, not a curated record. Lineage: Eukaryota; Metazoa; Arthropoda; Insecta; Diptera; Psychodidae. Gene Ontology annotation, molecular function: structural constituent of ribosome. The transcript has 2 exons. Gene Ontology annotation, biological process: translation.
AUGAAAACAAUCCUCCCAAUUUUGCGGAUAAAUCAGAGAUUUCUCAGUGAUUCAGUGAGGAAUCGCAAUCCAGUGAAUGCAGAGUUGAUUGGUGUAGCCAGGAAGCCCGAUGGGUAUCACCUGGAAGCACGAAGGGAGCUUUUUCACAACACCCUCUAUCUGGAGCAGACAAAUAACACCGUCACGGCGAAGAUUGUCAACCCGCACCGGCAGAUCACUGUCCUGAAAGUCUCAACGCAGGAAUGGUCCCUAAAGAAGAACCUCUACAAGAUGAAUGACACCGCGGCAUUUACCCUCCUGGCCAGAGUUCUCGCGGAACGAUGUCAAUUUGCCGGGAUCACCGAAGUAGCCCCAUCGGCGAGCAUUAAAUUCGGUGCAGAGUACCCCAAACAUGCCGUCUUCGUGGAAACUUUCAAACAAUCCGGAAUGUCCUUCAUUGAAACAUAAGAAUUUUCUACUUCAACAUAGUUUUUAUUAGUUAUUUCUCAAAUUAAAUUAGUAAAUUGUUUCAUUUCCUA